AAAAAGAACCGAUUCUGAAUCUGGACUGAUUCACGAGUCGAGAGGAGCGCGCCUCGGAUGCUGGUGGCUACGUCAGUUGAUGCGCGUGAGCCGUUCAAAAUAUUUCCCCAAAAUUGGACAGCAGAAAGAGCCGCUGGGAUUCAGGGAUGGCAGAGGCGCAUCAGGCGGUAGCGUUCCAGUUCACUAUAACUCCAGAGGGAAUAGACUUGCAGCUGUCUCAUGAGGCACUCAGACAAGUCUAUCUUUCCGGUCUUCGCUCCUGGAAAAAACGCAUCGUACGCUUAAAGAACAAUGUAAUAACAGGUGUGUAUCCUGCAAGCCCUUCAUCCUGGCUGUUUGUGGUCAUAGCAAUCCUGGCCACCAUGUACACACGCUCUGAUCCCUCCAUGGGGCUCAUCGCCAAAAUCCAGGAGCAUCUGCCUGCCAGUGGUUCAAUGAGUAUGCAGUGCCAGACAGUCGUGUCUGCUGUGCUGUUCAGUACUCUGCUGUGGCUGUCUUUGAUCUUCACUAUGAAGCUGUGUCUGAAGCAGCUCCUUUCAUACCACCGCUGGAUGUUCGAGCAGCAUGGCAAUGUGUCCACCACCACAAAAGUCUGGGUGAUGUUGGUAAGGAUCUUCUCUGGUCGGCAGCCUCUACUCUACAGCUACCAGGGCUCCCUGCCUAAUCUGCCAGUACCUGCCAUCAAAGACACUGUGAAGAGGUAUUUAGAGUCAGUGCGCCCACUGAAGAGUGAUUCUGAGUUUGAGAGGAUGACCAAUCUAGCUAAAGAGUUUGAGGACAGUCUAGGCAGCCGGCUGCAGUGGUACCUCAAGCUCAAGGCGUUGUGGGCCUCCAACUAUGUGAGCGACUGGUGGGAGGAGUACAUCUACCUGAGAGGACGAGGUCCCAUCAUGGUGAACAGCAACUACUACGGCAUGGACUUCCUGUAUGUGACCCCAACACCGAUCCAGGCGGCAAGAGCAGGGAACACUCUGCAUGCUGUCCUCAUGUAUCGCAGACGGCUGAACAAGGAGGAAAUCAAACCUAGUCGUAUUCCUGGUACCUUUAUUCCAUUGUGUGCAGCUCAGUGUGAGAGGAUUUUCAACACCACACGCAUUCCAGGAGAGGAGACCGACACAGUGGUACAUUGGCAGGACAGCGAGUAUGUGGCAGUGUAUCACAGGGGGCGCUAUUUCCGCCUGUGGCUGUACCAGGCCGGCCGGAUGCUGUCCCCACGGGAGAUAGAAUACCAGAUCCAGCGUAUCCUUGACGACCCGUCCCCCCCAGCACCAGGAGAGGAGAAACUGGGAGCUUUCACUGCAGGAGACAGAAUUCCCUGGGCUAAGGCCAGAAAGGAGUUCUUCAGCUCUGGUGUGAACAAGAGAUCUUUGGACUGCAUUGAAAAGGCUGCCUUCUUUGUUACUCUGGACGAUGAUGAGCAGGGCAUGAUGGGAGAUGAUCCAGCUGCUAAUGUUGAUCGUUAUGCCAAGUCCCUCCUACAUGGAAAAUGCUAUGACAGGUGGUUUGAUAAGUCAUUCUCAGUGGUGAUCUUUAAGAACGGAAAGAAUGGCCUCAAUGCUGAGCACUCCUGGGCAGAUGCUCCUAUUGUCUCUCAUAUGUGGGAGUACGCUCUCGCUACAGAUAGCUUUCAGUUGGGUUAUAACGAGGAAGGCCACUGCAAAGGAGACGUCAACCCUUCUCUACCGCAGCCACAAAGGCUAACAUGGGACAUCCCUAAACAGUGUCAGGAGCAGGUUGCUCAGUGUCUUGCAGUUGCACAACCACUGGCCGAUGACAUCGACUUCCAUGUAUUUGCAUUCCGAGACUUUGGCAAAGGGAGCAUCAAAAAGAUCAAAAUGAGUCCUGACGGCUUCAUUCAGUUAGCUCUACAGCUGGCAUUCUACAGGGACAGAGGAGUGUUCUGCCUGACGUAUGAGGCGUCUAUGACCCGUCUGUUUCGUGAGGGCAGAACGGAGACGGUGCGUUCCUGCUCAAGUGAGAGCUGUGCUUUCAUCAAGGCUUUUGAGAACGGAGAGGAUGUAGAAGUCUGUAGGCGUUUGAUCAGAAAUGCAUCUGAAAAGCAUCAGAUGCUGUACCGACUGGCCAUGACAGGGGCAGGAAUAGACCGGCAUCUCUUCUGUCUCUAUGUUGUGUCCAAGUAUCUGGGCAUCGAGUCACCCUUCCUCAAAGAGGCAUUGUCUGAGCCUUGGCGUCUCUCUACCAGUCAGACUCCUUUCCAACAGCUGGAACUUUUUGACUUUGUUAACCAUCCAGACUACAUCACCUGUGGAGGUGGUUUCGGACCUGUUGCUGAUGAUGGAUAUGGUGUGUCCUACUCCUUAAUUGGAGAGAAGAUAAUCAGUUUUCAUGUGUCUAGCAAGCACUCAUGCCCUGACACUGACUCUCAUAAGUUUGGGACACAGAUCAGAAAGGCCUUGCACGAUCUUUUGCAGCUCAUGACCAUCAACCAAAGUGAUGCAGCGGGAAGCGAGCAGAACCACAGCUCAAAAACCCAGAACAAGAAAGAGCUGUAGGACGUGUAGGAGGAGGGCACUAGUGGAUUAGGGAAGGAUUAGGGUGUUUUGGACACUUUUGGUUAGGUAUUGUUUCAUGUUUCAGGGUUUUGGCAUCAUGCAAGGCACUGACAAGAAAUUUGAGUAGAUUUUAGAGAUUGUUUGGUUUGUUUUUCGUGUGUGUGGUAUGUAUGUGUGUGUGUGGUAUGUAUGUGUGUGUGUGUGUGUGGUAUGUGUGUGUGUGCCAAGGGACCAGAGGCAGGAUAGAACCACUGAAAGUGAGAUUAUUCUUAAGCGUUUAAAGGUAAGAAAGAUGAAAUCGCCAGGCAGCGAGGAACUGUAGCAAAGAAUUAAGAAGAGGUGUCUGUUCCUGUCAUAAUGCCUUAAAAGUGCAGGGGGUCGGUAUAAACAAGUAGAAUGAAUCUCUUGCGUGCAGUGUUCACAGUAGCUUUUGGUGCCGCAAUCUGGUUUGGUGUGAUCUGAUCUUUCAUCCGUCCCUCUCACCCCCAAGCUGUCAUUGCGCACCUCCUUCAUAUAGCAUUUUAAUGAAUGUAAGGAGUUACCACUCUUGGUACCACUCUUGAGCUCACUUUAAAAGUCACUUUAAAAACAGCAAGAGGCGACUGAUUGAUUACACAGAGACGUUAACGACCACUUCUUUAUCCUCUCCCUGCAUCUUUAAGAUCCCUUGGUUUAGAUCUAGACAAAGAUAAGACUUAAGGGUUUCAGUUUAGAAUCUACAUUUGGUGCGUUCUGUCAUGGAUUAGGUUUAUAGGAGCAAUGUGCAACGUGCAGCAUCUAGCUGUUCCAUAUUGCUGCUGUAUGUUAAUGUUUUUACAUGCUUUACAUUUAUGAAGCUUUUCUUUCACUCCAUUAAGCGGUCUGAACUCUAAAGUCUGAACUUUUUAUGACGUCCCAUGUCUAUUCUACUUCACUUGACUCAAUGAAAUGGUCACUAACAAAAAGAGCUGCACAGAAUGAAGCUGCCUCACACUUGCUUUAAGGGGAAAAUACUUCAUAGCAAGUAGAAAAUAUAGUAAUACUUACAGUAAUAUAGUAGAUAUGUCAUGGGACUGACCUUGGACUGAUUUUUAGGAUGGGAUUAUUACUUUGUGUUCCAGUGAUAUUGAGCCAUGUGCAAAAGUAACACACACAGUCCAGUCAGAAUAUUAUGAUGUCUUACCAUAUUUUUCGCAGUAUAAGGCGCACCAGAUUAUAAGGCGCAUUUUAUGCAAUACUAGUAUGAAACAGGGGUGUCACCAUGUUUUCCUUCUAAUUUAGUAGGUAAAGCUAAGCUAAGUUAUCAAAACUGUAAUUCUUUAUAAAAAAAAAAUAAUAAUAAUCAAAUGAGUCAGACAAGUCAAAUGAGUGCUGGAUGUUAAUCUACACAAAUUUCUCUCCUGAAAACUGUUUAUUUGGGUUAGUAAAGCACUUCCAUUUAUUUACAGAUUUCCACUAAAGCUGGAGCAUUAGUAUUAGCGGCUAACAGCUAGCAGUUAAUGCCGUCCAACAGCUCUACACUUAGGAACCCUGAGUUAUUGGUUAAGCUAAUACUGCUGGAGAACUAAACUGAAACUCCUAUAUAACUCUGUACUUCAGCAGAGUGGCUUUACUGCUCCUUACAACCUGACUGGUAAAAUUCAUACAUAAGGCGCACUUAUGAUUUUAAGGAUUUUAAGUGCGCCUUAUAUUGCGAAAAAUACAGUAUUUGUUUCUACACACAUUGAUCAUUUUAUCAGCUCUAUUGAUCAUAUAGAAGCACGUCCUAGAUCUUUAAUUACAGACUACAGUCCUGUAGUUCUGGUUCUCUGCAUCGGUUAUUAUUCUCCUUUGACCCUGUUCUUCAGAGGUCAGGACCCCAGAGGACCACCACAGAGCAGCUGUUAUUUGGAUGGUGAAUCAUUCUCUGACAUGGUGUGCGCUGUGCAGCAGAGCUGCUGGAGGUUUUAAACGCUGUGUUCCCUUUACUGUCCACUCUUAUUAGACUAGCGGGUCCACCAUGUAGAUGUGUAUAUGUUUUAGAUCCAGAAGCUCAUUUGUUGCUGCACUGUUCAUGUUUGUUAUACUCUAGUCCUUCAUCAAUGCCCACAUGAAGCAGCUCAUAGGCCGAUUUCCACAAUGCUCAAUGCAGUUGACUUGAUAUUUUGAGUGUGGACUAUUCUCAGUGGGGUUCUAACAAGGGGAACAGAUACAGGACUACAGUCUGUAAUUAUACAACUGGAAAAUACUGCUAUAUGAUCAGUGGGUCUAAAAAUUAAUGCAGACACAGAAUGUAGAAACAUAUUGUGGUCUCAUAUUCUGUCUAAAGUGUGUGUUUGUUGCGUGGUGUGGCCGGUCAUGAGAGACAUUAAUGCGGGGCAGAAGUGAAUCUCUGAACUGGCAGUGGCUUCAGUACUGAACUGCAGUGAUUAGUCUCACAUAGAGUAGAAAUUCAGACUUGCUUCUUCUUCUUCUUAUAAAAAAAAACAGUGGGAAACUGUAUGAUGGACCUUUAAUGAACCAGUCAUGGGUUUUUGGUCUUGAUGUAUUUUACCUGAAUGAAGAUAUUUAAAGAUAUUAUUAUUUUUUUUUCUUUUCUCUAAAAAGCGUUACUGAUAUUUACCAUAGGAAGAUAGCUGCUCUGUGUAAGCUGCUCAACAGUUUACUCAUUCACAGUGAAGCAAACUUCACCUUAAAUGAAGGUAACAAACAAAAAAAAAUUACAUAGUAUUUAGAAGUGUUUAGUACAUGGCGUAUAGCAAUUAAUGUGCGCAUUACAACCUACUUGAGUACCAUUUUAAUAUUGAACCGAGGACAGAGGAUCAUGCCUGAAGAGAAUAUGCCUGUGCAGUCUUGAGGGCUGCAGACGGCAUCUCAGUGACGGCAUGGUGAUAUAGUUUUACUGCCUCGGAGAUGAAGUUGCAUUGGAGAUAAUGUAGGGUUCCCAUUGCAACAUUAGUGUAACGUGCGAACAGCUGGACUAAAAAAUUGUAAGCAUGAUUAAGAGAUUAGCCAGAUAAAGGUGAGGAAUCCAAGGCGAGCUUGAAUGUUUAGUGCUGCAGCGCUUUUUUAGCUCAAACUUCACACAGACAAUUACACAGACAUGAUAAUGAGGGGGUUUUACUUGAUUAUUAAUUAUUAUUAUUGUUAUUAUGGUUAUGAUUAUUACUAUUUAAACAAGUAUGCGUACUGCUCUUUUUGUUAUUCUAGAUUCUUUACCAGAGGUAUUGUUACAACUGCCAUAGUUUGAACAGCAGUGCUGUUCUAUUUCCUUCAUGUGUACAUUUAUUCCUGAAGCAGCAGCUCGUAUCCAUGCUUAUGGACCUAAUUAUGUAAAGAAAAUAAGUUGUUCAGCACUGAGUUUACUUGUAAUUUAUAUAUUUCAUUACCUCCUUUCAUGGCCUGUACACAUUGACGUAAUGACCACUGUAUGCAUUGAGUCCUGAUUGCUGUUGUUGUUGGUACUGUGAUUAUUACCGUCAUGUUUUUAUUCUGUUACUAAAGCCAGAAUCAGAAAUAGCGAGCGCAUUCAUAGUGCAGAUCUAAGGCAAUCAUUUAGACAGAGCCUGGUCACAUCCUUUCACUUUAUACCUCAUUUCUGCACUUAUCAGUCCAUCCGCUCCUUCUUUGGGCCAGUACUGUCCUGUAUUCUUGAUGCUAAACUGCACAGCAAUGACAAAGAAAGCUGUUAGCGUAUGAUGUUUUGUUCGCCUUCUCUGCUUCUUCCCACUUGCUUUUUUCUUUCCAGGCUUGUGUACAGCAGGGCUUUAAUCUUUCUCUGUUUGGUCUUACUGUAGUGCGCUUCUGUAUUUUAUACAUAACUAAAAGAAAAUCAUGAAACACUGAAAUCACUUUUUUAAAUAAAAAGAGAUUGAAGCACA
This is a messenger RNA of Astyanax mexicanus (Mexican tetra), 6352 nucleotides long. RefSeq names its product carnitine O-palmitoyltransferase 1, liver isoform. The record is from RefSeq and is a predicted model, not a curated record. Gene Ontology annotation, cellular component: mitochondrion. The transcript has 19 exons. Gene Ontology annotation, molecular function: carnitine O-palmitoyltransferase activity. The coding region runs from base 147 to 2513 and encodes 788 amino acids. NCBI's taxonomy places the organism in Eukaryota, Metazoa, Chordata, Actinopteri, Characiformes, Acestrorhamphidae. Gene Ontology annotation, biological process: carnitine metabolic process; fatty acid metabolic process.